AUGAUUCGGGGCAAAGAAGUUCCCAGGCGCAGAAGUAGCAUUCAAUCACAUUCGAUGAUUUCAAAAUCGAGUAAUGUAUCGAGAAUUGAAGAUGUUAGUCUGUUUACAGAAUCCAUCAAUGUUAUAGUAAGAUGCCGAGGCCGUGGAUACAUGGAUGAUGAACAAAACAGUCCAAAUGUUGUCUUUAUAGAUUCAGAAAAACCGCAUGAAGUGAAGAUUCAGGUGCCAGAAGAUCUAAAGGAAGAAAAGAUAGAGCCUUCGAGAACCUAUAGAUUAGAUCAAGUUUAUGGGCCAACGACCGAUCAAAUGACUUUUUUCCAAAAUGCAGCAGAAGGAAUAUGUGAUGAUUUUUUGAGAGGUUUUAACUGUACAAUAUUUGCGUAUGGUCAAACUGGUGCAGGCAAAACCUACACUAUGUGUGGAAAAGUUAGAGAUGAUUCUUUGACCCCUGAAAGCGGUAUAAUUCCCAGAUGCCUUAAGCGGUUAUUUGAACAUGAAACAGAUAACCUUAUUCUGAAAUGCUCAUUUGUUGAGAUAUACAACGAAGUACUGAAGGAUUUGUUAAGUGAUGGAAAAAAUGAUAAGAAUUUAUCAAUCUAUGAACACAAUAAAAUCAUAAAAAUCAAAUCACUGGAAGAGUUUUAUAUAAAAGAUUUUCAAGAUGCAAUGAGAACAUUCAGAAUAGGGCUUAAUAGAAAGAAAAUUGCCUCUACAAAAAUGAAUGAUAAUUCUAGUAGGUCCCAUACGAUUUUCACUAUACAUUUGAUGAAAAGAAAACCCAAUGGAUCAGAGUUUCAAUUUGCUAAAAUGAACCUAGUGGAUUUGGCGGGAUCAGAAAACAUUGCUAGAUCAGGAUCUGUCAACCAAAGGGCCAGGGAAGCAGGCUCGAUUAAUCAAAGUUUGUUAACAUUAGGGAGAGUUAUAAACUCUUUGGUAGAUGGUUCUAAUUUUAUACCAUACAGAGAAUCGAAAUUGACACGUUUACUUCAAGACUCACUAGGUGGAAAAACAAAGACUAUACUUGUUGCAAAUAUUGCUCCAACGUUGAAAGAUCUACAUGCCAGUGUUUCCACGCUAGAAUAUGCCUCGAAAGCUAAGAAUAUUCAGAAUUCAGCUCAAAUUGGCGGCAGUGUAAGUGAAGAAUUUGUGAUCAAUGAUUUGGUUGAGGAAAACAGGAAAUUGAAACUGGACUUGAUGGCUACUCGAAGACGAGAAAACUGUAUUGUCUUAGAUGAUUCAAACUACAAAGAAAUGUAUCUAUCACAGCAAACUCUUAAAGAAGAAGUCGAAGAGUUACGUGGAUUUAGAUUAUCAUUGUUGAAUCAACUUGAUAACCAAAUGAGGAAGCUUGAACAAGAGAAAAAUGAGAAUAUGGUUUUGAGUGAAAGCAUAUCUAAUUUGGAGACCAAGGUUGUUGAAUGUGAGAAUAAGAUCAGGAAACAACAAGAGAGCGAGCUUAUUUGGAGGCAUAAAUGUAAUGAACUCUAUUCAAGCUACUGUAAACAGUUAAGUUCGAUUUAUGAAUCUCAAAUUGAUAUGAGAGCUAUUUUAUCAAGCAAGAUUUUGACCUGUCUAGUUGAUAUUAACUCAAAUAUAGAAUUUGAAAAACCUAACCAUAAUGCAAUGUCAGGAAUUAGUGAAGAAUUGAGAAAGAUCUUUUCAAUGAUAGAAGAAUCAAGCAAACUUGAUAGCAUGUUAAAGUCCUCUAUAGUAAAUAUUGAGAGUACAUUGAGAGAAUUGAAAGGUGAUACCUUAAACUCAUUGGGUAGCAGUAAAAACUCGAUUUCAGAACUAUCAGCUAUUUUUAAUUCUCAAUUUACUAGUAAUAAUCAAUUUGGGGAAUUUCUUGAAACUUUUAUGGCGGAAGAAACUUAUCUUUCAGUAAUUCAAGACAGCAUGAGGGAACGGAUUGAUGCUUUCAAAGAGCAUUUUACACAGAAACUGGAAAACUUGAUUACUGAAAAUUUACAUGAUCAACAUUUCAGAAUCAUUGAAAAACUAAAUACAAAACUCAAACCACAGAAGCACAAGUGGUCUGAAGAUUCGUUACGGUUUAAAGUGAAACAUGAUUCUACUGCUGAUCAGUUAGACAAAACACUAGAAACAACACAACUAAAGUCUCAGGAACACAUAGAUAAACUCCUAUCCACCGUAAGGAACCACAAUGAAGUUCAAGCAGAACUGACCGAUUCUAUCUUGGGCAUUUCGCAAAUGGCUUCUCCAAUUCACGGAAGUCUUGAUAAGUUGAAUACUGACCUAUUAUAUAGGGAUGACCAGGCAACGUCUACUUUCAAUUACGUCAAAGAGAAUAUCAAUGAGCUGGAAAACAUAAUUUCGGAUGUUUUGAAUCGUGAUAAUGGUGGACUAGAAGAGUCUAAAAGCUCAGGUGUGCAAAAGUUAUAUGAUGUUUUAGAUAAAAGUUUACCUGGUACCCCAUUGAAAGAUCAGACUCAUACCCCUACCCAAAAACUGAAUACAAGCCCACUAAGAUCAAAUACGUCUAUAAAAGCAUUAGCGAGGUCUCCAUUGAGGGUUAAACGGCGCACUAAUGAGCUAGGUCCUAGCAAAAGGCAGAAAUAG
Pichia kudriavzevii is the source of this 2580-nucleotide messenger RNA. RefSeq lists its product as uncharacterized. NCBI's taxonomy places the organism in Eukaryota, Fungi, Ascomycota, Pichiomycetes, Pichiales, Pichiaceae. The transcript has a single exon. The record is from RefSeq and is a predicted model, not a curated record. Gene Ontology annotation, biological process: mitotic spindle assembly; microtubule-based movement. Gene Ontology annotation, molecular function: ATP binding; microtubule binding; plus-end-directed microtubule motor activity. Gene Ontology annotation, cellular component: nucleus; spindle microtubule. Bases 1 to 2580 code for a protein of 859 amino acids.